AUGCCCCUGCGUCGGCUGCCGAAGCGGCCGAAGAUCACCAACACGCAGAUGUUGCUGAUGCGCCGCCGCGAGCCGUACAAACCGACGAUGAAGGACCGCCACGAGAUUGAGAAUCGUACAAAGCUGGAGGAGUUUGAACGAAAAAACGCAGAGGGCCUCAUGUUCGUGCCAGAGGCUGUCUUGCCGCCGUGGCAGAAGUCCCUCGCGCUGAAUGCCGCCUCGGUGGCGUCGCGCAUGAACUUCAGGGGCUUCCGCGUCCGCGUGGCGGACAAGCAGGACGAGCCCGGCUUCCCAACGCCCUUUCGCUGA
This is a messenger RNA of Trypanosoma grayi, 309 nucleotides long. RefSeq lists its product as hypothetical. Bases 1 to 309 code for a protein of 102 amino acids. Lineage: Eukaryota; Euglenozoa; Kinetoplastea; Trypanosomatida; Trypanosomatidae. The record is from RefSeq and is a predicted model, not a curated record. The transcript has a single exon.